Molecule: messenger RNA, 2326 nt
Organism: Sinocyclocheilus rhinocerous
Lineage: Eukaryota; Metazoa; Chordata; Actinopteri; Cypriniformes; Cyprinidae
Product: adenylate cyclase type 2-like
Exons: 19
Coding region: 1-2094 (697 amino acids)
Biological process (GO): cAMP biosynthetic process; adenylate cyclase-inhibiting G protein-coupled receptor signaling pathway; adenylate cyclase-activating G protein-coupled receptor signaling pathway
Cellular component (GO): plasma membrane
Molecular function (GO): adenylate cyclase activity
Source: RefSeq, a predicted model, not a curated record
AUGACCCUCCAGACCGUCCCUCUUCCUGCUCACAUUGCCCGAGUGAUGAAAGCUGAAAUCAUACAGAGACUACAGGGGCCGAAGUUUGGUCAGGUGGAAAACACCAACAACUUCCAUAAUUUAUAUGUACAACGUCACACCAAUGUCAGUAUUUUGUAUGCUGAUAUUGUUGGAUUUACCCGCUUGGCCAGUGAUUGCUCACCUGGAGAGUUGGUCCAUAUGUUGAAUGAGCUAUUUGGCAAAUUUGAUCAGAUUGCCAAGGAAAAUGAAUGUAUGCGAAUAAAAAUUUUAGGGGACUGUUAUUACUGUGUAUCUGGCCUCCCAGAGUCCUUGCCAAAUCAUGCUAAAAACUGUGUGAAGAUGGGUCUUGACAUGUGCGAAGCUAUUAAGAAAGUGCGAGACGCCACAGUAGUGGAUAUUAACAUGCGAGUGGGUGUUCACUCUGGAAACGUUCUCUGUGGUGUGAUUGGCCUCCAGAAAUGGCAAUAUGAUGUCUGGUCACAUGAUGUAACUUUAGCCAAUCACAUGGAAGCAGGUGGUGUACCUGGCCGAGUCCACAUCACCUCAGUGACUCUUGAGCACUUGAAUGGGGCAUAUAAGGUUGAAGAUGGAGAUGGCCAGGAACGUGAUCCUUAUCUAAAAGAGCAUGGAGUUGUAACCUACUUAGUGAUCAACCCAAAGGCAGAGAGAAAAAGUCCUCAGCAUCACUACAGACCCAGACACCCCAUGGAUGGGGCUAAAAUGAGAGCUUCAGUGAGGAUGACCAGAUACCUGGAGUCAUGGGGUGCAGCCAAGCCUUUCGCCAACCUUCACCACAGAGACAGCAUGACCAAUGAGAACGGAAAAAUCAACACUGCUGAUGUGCCCAUGGGCCAGUACCACUUUCAGAGGCGUUCAGAGAGAACAAAAUCUCAGAAGAAACGUUUUGAGGAGGAACUCAACGAGAGGAUGAUUCGAACUUUUGAUGGGAUCAAUUCUCAAAAACAAUGGCUCAAAUCAGAGGACAUUCAGAGAAUAUCUUUGUUUUUCCACAAUAAAACAUUGGAAAAAGAGUAUAGAGCAACGACCCUGCCAGCCUUCAAAUAUUAUGUUACCUGUGCCUGCUUGAUAUUCGUCUGCAUUUUCAUUGUGCAGAUCCUGGUUCUGCCAAAAACUGCAAUAUUGGGAAUAUCAUUUGGAAUGUCUUUCUUAAUUCUGUCUAUGGUUCUGCUCAUUUGCUUCAUUGGACAUUUUUUGCAUUGCGAUAAGACGGCCUCCACAUCUUGGUUCUGGAUCCUUAGAUCCUCAGGAAUCAUAGCCAACAAGCCCUGGCCACGCAUCACCCUCACCAUGGCAACCACAGCCCUCAUUCUGAUCAUGGCCAUCUUCAAUAUGCGUGUUCUGCUGGAAAACGUUCUGCCAGCCCAUGUAGCAGAGCACUUUCUGGCCAGGAACUGGAAGAACGAGGAUCUGUAUCACCAAUCAUAUGACCUGGUGUGUGUGAUGUUUGCUUCUAUCCCGGACUUCAAAGAGUUCUACACAGAAUCAGAUGUAAACAAGGAGGGACUUGAGUGCCUCAGACUACUCAACGAAAUCAUUGCAGACUUUGAUGAGUUGCUCUCUAAGCCAAAGUUUAGUGGAGUGGAGAAGAUAAAGACCAUUGGAAGCACAUAUAUGGCAGCCACUGGGCUUAAUGCCACACCAGGACCAGAAUAUAUACAGGAGCAUGACAGGCAGUACAUGCACAUUGGUACUAUGGUGGAGUUUGCCUUUGCACUGGUGGGGAAGCUGGAUGUCAUCAAUAAACAUUCCUUCAAUGACUUCAAAUUCAGAGUGGGUAUUAAUCAUGGACCUGUGAUAGCUGGGGUGAUUGGAGCUCAGAAGCCCCAGUAUGACAUCUGGGGCAACACAGUGAAUGUAGCAAGCAGAAUGGACAGCACAGGAGUGCUGGGCAAAAUACAGGUUACAGAAGAGACGAGUCGUAUCUUGCAGACAUUAGGCUACAUGUGCACAUGCAGAGGAAUUAUAAAUGUAAAAGGGAAAGGAGAGCUCAAAACAUACUUCGUCCAUACUGAGAUGAGCCGGUCUUUAUCCCAGGGGAAUGUAAUGCCAUGAAUCAUAGCAACAAAUGUGCAAUGAACUGAAAACAUCCACAAACGGGAAUAAAAGAGACAUUUGUAAAUAACUGUGCCUAGUUUAGAUGCACGGAGUAUUGAAUGUAUUGAAAGUGAUACCAUUUCUACUGUAUCUCAUAGGCAGGGUUUGUGCACAGGGUACUACUGUAAUUAUGGUAGCAAUUAUUUUGUAUGAAAAUCAAAUACAACAAAAAGUGUUUUGAUGUUUUAAU